GGGGUAAAAAAAAUUAAUUCAGUUAGUGAUCCUGAAAAAUGUCAUUGAAACUGAUCGUGUUGGCUGCACUGUUGGUUGUCGUUACCCCAACGCCCACUUCCCUGUUUGGCCCAGGGUUGGGUUUAGGGCUCGGCACUAGUCUAGGAAAACCAUGGUGGUCCGGAUGGUGCCGACACGACGGAAGUGUGAGGAAGGGUUCCCAUUCCAGCUGGAAGAUUGGCGGAGGUGGCUUCCUUAAUGACGACUACAAAUACCAAGUGGGCGACAACGUACUUCAUCCUUUCGGUUUCUUGGCUAAGGGAGUAACCAAUGUCGCCGGUGAUGCGGCGGCCAUUUUGACUGACAUCGCCCAUUUAAAGUUCCCCGGCACCUUCGAUGACACCAUUGACGUCGUCAUCAAUGUGGCACGUGCGGCAAGGGGCAUCAUUAACGUUUUAAUUCCAACCCUUGGAACACUUUUUGGAAGUAUCAUCAUCGCUAUUGCCAAGAUUGUCAUCUGUGUUCUCGGAUCCAGUUCUUCAGGAUCAGUACUUGGUGGCCAAACAACAGCCUUAGGCUACGUUCCAGCGAUAUGCCGCAAGGAUUAUGGACACAAAUGGGGCUGGUCUCACUACACCGGUGGCUAUGCCAGCGCCGAAGACGUCCUCAAGUUCUACAACCUUGUAAAAGUUCGUUCCCAAAUCGACGUCAUCGUUGCAAAGUAUACGAAUGGAAAAGGCAUCAGUUCUCUAGCAGGUGCUGAUAGAAUCGUUGUGGAGUUAGCAGACGAAUUGGGAGCUUUGAUUGAUAGUAACAACGGUAAAUGGAGUCGUGAGGAUAUUAUUUCCAUUUUCGUCAAGGUUUCCACGGUCAUUGGUGUGGUCGGUAACAGUUACUCUAGCGGACUUGGUGCGGAUCUCGUCGAUUCCAUAAUCGCUUACGCUGAAAGCAGUUUCAAGGCGCAAGGAUAUUCUGACCUGGUUUCUUUGGGAGUGGAGAUUAAGAAGAGAAUUUCUGCAUGCGGACGUUAUAACUUCAAUGGUGCCCUAAAAUGGGACUCUGAGUCAAACAACAGCAGUGAUUCCAGUGAAGAGUCUGACAACAAUUCCAGCAGCUCAAACAACUCGAGCAACAACUCUAACAAUAGCUCCAACAACAGUUCAAACAAUUCAAGCAGUUCGAACAAUAAUUCUAACAACAGUUCAAACAACAAUUCCAACAGUAAUUCAAACGAUUCCAGCUCCAACAAUUCGAGCAACAACUCUAACGAUAACUCUAACAGUAGUUCAAACAAUUCAAGCAGUUCAAACAACUCAGGCAGUUCAAAUAACAAUUCCAGCUCUAACAACCAUUCCAAUAGUAGUUCAAACAAUUCCAGCUCUAACAACAAUUCCAACAGUAGUUCAAACAAUUCCAGCUCUAACAACAAUUCCAACAGUAGUUCAAACAAUUCCAGUUCUAACAAUAAUUCUAACAGUAGUUCAAACAAUUCAAGUGGCUCUAAUAAUAAUUCAAACAGUAGUUCUAAUAAUUCAAGCUCAAGCAACAACUCUAGCAAUAAUUCCAACAGUGGUUCGAAUAACUCGAGCAGUUCCAGCUCCAACAAUCAUUCCAACAGCGGUUCGAAUAACUCAAGCAGUUCCAGCUCCAACAAUAAUUCCAACAGCGGUUCGAAUAACUCAAGCAGUUCAAGCUCCAACAAUAAUUCCAACAGCGGUUCGAAUAAUUCAAGUAGUUCAAGCUCUAACAAUAAUUCCAAUAGUAGUUCGAAUAACUCAAGCAAUUCAAGCUCAAACAACAACUCUAGCAAUAAUUCUAACUCUAGCAGUAACUCCAACAGCGGUUCUGACAGUUCAAACAACUCAAGCGGUAGCUCUAAUAACAGUUCCAACGGUAAUUCAAAUAACUCGAGCAGUUCCAACUCAAGUAACUCUGGCAGUAAUUCAAGUACCUCAGGAAACUCAAGCUCAAACAGCAAUUCCAAUAAUCAUUCGGGCAGCAACUCAAAUAGUAGUUCCAAUAACUCAAGCGGUUCCAACUCUAACAAUAGCUCUAGCAGCAAUUUAAAUAACUCAAACAACUCAAGCAGCAGCUCUAAUAAUAAUUCAAGCAGCAAUUCAAAUAACUCGAGCAGCUCUAAUAAUAGUUCUAGCAGCAAUGCAAAUAACUCGAGCAGUUCCAACAACAGUUCUAGUAGCAACGCAAAUAACUCGAGCAGUUCCAACAACAGUUCUAGUAGCAACGCAAAUAACUCGAGCAGUUCCAACAACAGUUCUAGUAGCAACGCAAAUAACUCGAGCAGUUCCAACAGCAAUGCAAAUAACUCGAGCAGUUCCAACAACAGUUCUAGUAGCAACGCAAAUAACUCGAGCAGUUCCAACAGCAAUGCAAAUAACUCGAGCAGUUCCAACAACAGUUCCAGCAGCAAUUCAAACAACUCGAAUAGUUCCAACUCCAGUAGCGCUAAUAACAAUUCCAGCAGCAAUUCAAGUGACUCAAGCAAUUCAAGCAACAAUUCUAGCAGCAACUCAAGCAACUCUAGCUCAAGCAAUAGCGCUAACAAUUCCAGUAGUAAUUCUAGCAAUUCUAGCUCAAGCAACAACGCUAACAAUUCCAGCAGCAAUUCUAGUUCAAGCAACAGCGCUAACAAUUCCAGCAGCAAUUCUAGCUCAAGCAACAGCGCUAACAAUUCUAGCAGCAACUCAAGUAACUCAAAUAAUUCUAGUAGCAGCUCCAAUAAUAGUUCCAGUUCUAACAACAGUUCCAGCUCUAACAAUAGUUCCAGUUCUAACAAUAGUUCCAGCUCUAAUAACAGUUCUAGUUCUAACAGCAGUUCUAAUAAUAGUAGCAGCUCUAAGAAUAGUUCUAGCAGUAAUUCAAGUAGCUCGAACCAUGCAAGCUCCAAGGGCGAAUCAAGCGAAAGUUCUAGUCACAGUUUCAAGUCGGGAGGAUGUUAGUUAUGCUAACUUAUUGAUUACAGCUCGUCGAGUAAAGAAUCAUGAAACGGCUUUUAUUAAACGAUAAAUGUACUUUAUAAAUAAUUAAUUAUUCAAAAUUAAACUCUUGUAAAUUAAAGAUUGUUUAUGUAAACCUCUUUUACAAAUUGUUGUUAAUAAAUAUUCGUUGCAGUUUA
Messenger RNA from Galleria mellonella (greater wax moth), 3112 nucleotides. Its product is annotated as dentin sialophosphoprotein. The record is from RefSeq and is a predicted model, not a curated record. Lineage: Eukaryota; Metazoa; Arthropoda; Insecta; Lepidoptera; Pyralidae. The transcript has 15 exons. Bases 39 to 2936 code for a protein of 965 amino acids.